AUGAUGCUGGAGCUUUGGAACAAGGGUGUACUAUGGGACAAGUUGAUUGCUCUGUUAUGUGCUCGCCAAAUGAUUCGCUUCUUUUCAGGUGUACAUUAUAUGCCGUUGACUUCAGUGCAAUACAGCAAUGAGACAGGCGCUGGGAAAUGGCUUCAAAUAGAUCAGGAACUCGAGACAAGGAACGGUCAAACCAUUGGUACAAGUCGACCGACUGGUCAUUCGUUACUCGUCGACGUGCGAUUCGAGUUACCGUUCGAUGCUCAAGGCUCAGACGCUGAAGAAUUACAAGCGAAACUGCAGGCGUUGAACAAGCUCAUUGAAGUUAAUGUAAGUCGUAUGUGUCAUUCGCUGUUAACGUCACCAGACUGCAUUCAUUCCUAG
This is a messenger RNA of Anisakis simplex (herring worm), 381 nucleotides long. NCBI's taxonomy places the organism in Eukaryota, Metazoa, Nematoda, Chromadorea, Rhabditida, Anisakidae. The record is from the annotation of a GenBank genome assembly.